Molecule: messenger RNA, 2537 nt
Organism: Lepus europaeus (European hare)
Lineage: Eukaryota; Metazoa; Chordata; Mammalia; Lagomorpha; Leporidae
Gene: NFKBIL1
Product: NFKB inhibitor like 1
Exons: 4
Coding region: 93-1235 (380 amino acids)
Biological process (GO): negative regulation of toll-like receptor signaling pathway; canonical NF-kappaB signal transduction
Cellular component (GO): nucleus
Molecular function (GO): protein binding
Source: RefSeq, a predicted model, not a curated record
UCCGCCCUUCCCGCCUCCCUUCUCCGAGCGUCUUAAACACAGGCCUUGGGCCUACAGCUCUGGGGGUACUUGGGGGGCGGGGGGCAGGUCUGAUGAGUAACCCCUCCCCCCAGGUCCCAGAGGGAGAAGCCUCUACAUCUGUCUGCCGGCCCAAGAGUUCCAUGGCCUCCGCUUCGCGCCGCCAGCGCCGAGAGCGUCGCUUCCGUCGGUACUUGUCCGCCGGCCGGCUGGUCCGGGCUCAGGCCCUCCUGCAGCGACACCCAGGCCUCGAUGUAGACGCCGGGCAGCCGCCACCCCUGCACCGGGCCUGUGCCCGCCACGACGCCCCUGCCCUGUGCCUGCUGCUGCGGCUCGGGGCCGACCCUGCGCACCAGGACCGCCACGGGGACACGGCCCUGCACGCCGCUGCCCGCCAGGGCCCCGAUGCCUACACAGACUUCUUCCUGCCACUGCUGAGCCGCUGUCCCUCCGCCAUGGGAAUAAAGAAUAAGGAUGGAGAGACCCCUGGGCAGAUCCUGGGCUGGGGACCCCCCUGGGAUUCCACGGAAGAGGAGGAAGAAGAUGAGGCUUCCAAGGAGCGGGAAUGGAGGCAGAAGCUGCAGGGCGAGCUGGAGGACGAGUGGCAGGAGGUCAUCGGGAGGUUUGAAGAUGAUGCUGCCCGUGAGACCCAGGAACCCGAGUCCUUCUCAGCCUGGUCAGAUCGCCUGGCCCGGGAGCACGCCCAGAAGCGCCAGCAGCAGCAGGAGGCAGGGAGAUCCCGGAGACCCCCGCGGGCCGAGGGCUCCAGUCACAGCUGGCGACAGCAGGAGGAGGAGCAGCGGCUCUUCCAAGAACGAGCCCGGGCCAAGGAGGAGGAACUGCGUGAGAGCCGAGCCAGGAGGGCCCAGGAGGCCCAGGGGGACCGAGAGCCAGAGCCGGCCAGGGCCAGGCCCAGGGCAGAGCCCCCUAGAGGGGCAGGGAGGGGCAGCUUGUGGCGCUUCAGCGAUGUGCCCUGGCCCUGCCCUGGGGGCGGGGACCCUGAGGCCAUGGCUGCAGCCCUGGUGGCCAGAGGGCCCCCCUUGGAGGAGCAGGGGGCUCUCAGGAGGUACUUACGGGUGCAGCAGGUCCGCUGGCACCCUGACCGCUUCCUACAGCGAUUCCGGAACCAGAUUGAGACCUGGGAGCUGGGCCGCGUGAUGGGAGCUGUGACAGCCCUUUCUCAGGCCCUCAAUCGCCACGCGGAGGCCCUCAAGUGACCCCAAGGAAAGGGCGACAAACUGUGGGCUGCAGUCUCAGGGCUGGGCGGAGGAAGGAUCAGGCCAGGGAUGGGGUCGGCAUGGUGCCAGAGACAGACGCCGUGCGAGGAUACGGGGUGGAAGCGAAACCAGUCGGAGCACGUGGGGGUGCAGGCCGACCGCGGCUCCUUGACUGCCAUUUCCUAAUAAGACCUGGUUCACGUCGCACUCCCGGUGUCUCCUCUGCCUUUUUCCAUCACUGUGGUUUGCAUCACUCAUUCAACAUCUCCUUUCCUGGCCGCCCGCUGAAACCCGCAGUUCCCGCACAGCUGCAGCACCCACAGGCGCGCCAAGGCGGACCCUCCGCUGGAGGGGAGAAGCCCCUGCUUGCCCACCCUCAUGGUCAGCCCCAGGAAGGCCCUCUUUGCCCUCCAGGCUCCCUCCCUCUGCUGGGAUCCUGUCCACUCUGCAGUCGCAGCUGGAGAAACAGAUGUGAACAGAGGCGAAAAAGGAACAAAACCAGUUUCCCUCCCCCCCACCAACUCCCCAGGCAGAACCACAUCCUCCUCCCCCUUUAACGCCCCCUCUCCCCAGCGCAGGGCUUUCCCUUUGCUGAGUCACUGAAUGAGCUGAGUUGGGGGCGGCUGGGGCUGGAGGACCAAGAGGAUGCUGGGGGAAGAAGACAGAGGCAGAAUGGAUGGAGGAAGAUCCCUGUGGGGGAGUGGAAUUUCGGUUGCUAAAAUUAGGAGCAGAUGGAGGAGGCGGAAAGGGCCGAGUUAUGUAACCCGGGUUAUCUGUUCUUGGGCAACUGGAGAUGCACAGCCAGGCUGCUGGGUCCCCAGCUCCUUGGGCCCAUCUCCACUCCAGGGCUGUAGUCUUCAUCUCUUCCACAGGUUCUGCCUCCACCCCCAGCCUGGGCUCCGUCUCUGGGCACCCCAGGCCUGGCCUUCCACGUAAACAUCUCUUCCAAGAACCAGGGGUGGUGGGAGGGGGCCUCCAUCCCUCCCACUGCUUCUGCCAGGGCCCCACUACAGUGCCCUGGAAACCAGGAUAAGAAAUGAUUUAACCAAACCCGCUGGCAUCAGGGGCACACCUGAGAAGUCAGCAAAAAGAAAGGGCAGGGCUGAAGGAAGGACAGCACCCGCUGGUGUGUGCGCAGCCGUGUGUGUCUGCGUCGGCGAAUCCUAACAUCGGAAACUUGACUUUGAGCUUUGAGCCCGGAUCUACACUGGAGAAUCCCACGAGUGGUGGUAGAAGGUAGCAGGACCAGGAGAGGAAGCUUCUGGAAACCUGGGGACAGGGGCUGGGCAUGAGACUGAAGAC